Suillus paluster is the source of this 778-nucleotide messenger RNA. RefSeq lists its product as uncharacterized. The record is from RefSeq and is a predicted model, not a curated record. The coding region runs from base 385 to 777 and encodes 130 amino acids. Lineage: Eukaryota; Fungi; Basidiomycota; Agaricomycetes; Boletales; Suillaceae. The transcript is spliced from 3 exons.
GAAAUUUACAUAUGUGUUGCCAAAUCCGUCUGUUUGCGAGUGCUUAUCCAAGUGGACUCACUUCAGGUUCUAACUUCUAGGGUCAGAGAUGUCUAGAGACUGGCAAUGAUAGCAAAUCUGUUCGGUCCGACAUUUGCUAUCUCGCACUAUGAAACUAAAGAUUAUAUCAUACGAGUUGCCGUCCUGGUGAACUUUGCUUGAAAUUCCGAAAUGCGCGACUCGCCUCGUGGCUGACUCGGAGUGGCUCAUUCGACGGUAUCCUAGGCCUGACCGGUCAACCCUUCAUCCGUCCUUGUGCUGCUGCAAUAGUAUGGAGGAGCCCACAGCGGACAGACUCGGAGGGGCAGUAAUGUCCCUACGUCAUCGCCUGCUUCUACUCGCUGUAUGAUCAUAUCUGACCUUCAGUGGAAAAUCUUCCAGCUCGUCGACGACACGGACCUCUCGAGAAAUAAGACGCUGCUGGCGCUUGCUUUGACGUGCAAGCCAUUCACUGGACCUGCACUGGACCUUUUGUGGCAAGGCCUGUGUGGGCUUGCACCACUUAUCAGAUGUCUCCCACAAAGCCUGUGGAAACCUGUGGAAGGAAAACUGGAAAUUCAAAGAGCCAUGACUUUCGAUGACUGGUGUAUUUUUUGCAAAUACAAUCAUCGUGUCCAUUCACUCAACACAUCAGUCGAUGGGGUGAUUCCGGUUGGUACCGGAAUAUGGCGUACCCUCAGCUGUCCUCCCUUCUCCCUUCCCGUUGCUCCCAAACUUGACGUCUCUCAUUUGGAGUGAG